Owenia fusiformis is the source of this 2701-nucleotide messenger RNA. The record is from the annotation of a GenBank genome assembly. NCBI's taxonomy places the organism in Eukaryota, Metazoa, Annelida, Polychaeta, Sabellida, Oweniidae.
CAGGUAUUUCGGCAUUUAUGUCGACCCAAUGGAACUCUGUGGAGACGGCGAGCAAUGGAAGUGGUGGCGGUGGGAGUGCAUCGGGGGAGAAUAAUAAUGAUGAACUGGGGAAUGAUGCAGAGGGUGUCUGGAGCCCAGAUAUAGAGCAGAGCUUCCAAGAGGCCCUUGCCAUCUAUCCCCCAUGUGGCCGUCGUAAAAUCAUCCUCUCAGAUGAAGGAAAAAUGUAUGGGCGCAAUGAGUUAAUAGCUCGCUAUAUAGAAAUGAGGACAGGGAAGAAGCGAACAAGAAAGCAAGUGUCCAGUCACAUCCAAGUUCUGGCGCGAAGGAAAGGAAAAGAACUCCAAACAAUAUUGAAGGACCAGGCUGCCAAAGACAAAGCCCUACAAAGCAUGGCAGCCAUGUCAUCGGCUCAGAUCGUAUCAGCCAGUGCUAUACAUAACAAAGCUGUAGCUCAGGGUCUUGCUGGUAUAGGGGGAGGAUCUAUAGGACCUACAGGGCAGCAGUUCUGGCAGCCAGGAUUAAGACCUCAAGAAGAUGUAAAGCCAUCAUUUGGUAGUCCAGUUGGCUAUGGAUUAGAGAAACCACCAGGGGAGAGCCAAGGCCCACCAUGGCAGGGCCGCUCCAUUGCUGGACCUAAACUGAGGCUAGUUGAAUUUGCUGCCUUUUUAGAGCAACAACAAGAGCCAGAAUCUGUUAAUCAGUACAACAAACACUUAUUUGUACAUAUAGGGAAUACUGCUAAUUAUGCCGACCCCCUCUUAGAGGCUGUAGAUAUCAGGCAAAUAUACGACAAGUUCCCAGAAAAGAAAGGAGGACUUCAAGAACUCUACGAUAAAGGACCAAUUUCCUCUUUUUUUCUUGUCAAAUUUUGGGCUGAUCUGAAUACAAACGUCCAGGAUGAGACUGGUGCUUUUUAUGGUGUUACAAGUCAGUACGAAAGCACAGAGAAUAUGACUAUACAGUGCUCUACAAAAGUCUGCUCCUUCGGAAAACAAGUCGUCGAAAAAGUAGAAACAGAAUAUCCUCGUUACGAAAAUGGGAGAUUUGUGUACAGGAUACACCGUUCACCGAUGUGUGAAUAUAUGAUAAACUUUAUACACAAACUAAAGCACUUACCGGAGAAAUAUAUGAUGAAUAGUGUUCUGGAAAACUUUACAAUAUUACAAGUUGUUACGAAUCGUGAUACACAAGACACUCUGCUAUGCAUUGCCUAUGUAUUUGAGGUAUCUACCAGUCAACUAGGGGCACAACAUCAUAUUUAUAGACUGGUCAAAGACUAGUAACAUCGCACAUACUGACUGAAUAUAUAUAUAUACAUACACACAUGUAGACCAGUCUUGCUUGUUUAUUCAGGUAGCUGGCGAUCUUAGUAAUAUGAGCUAGUCUGGAUCAGAUCGCAAUAUGGCGUUUAUCAAGCAAUCGCAACGGAGAGUGGGAAAUGUGAAGUCAUCUGUAUAGAAGUAUUAAACAUCGCACUCAGAAAUGGCUUGUUUCAUGCACAUCUCUGACAUCACUUCCUGUGUAUGUCAUGCUCAUUUUAAGGUCACAGUGGGAAUGGUUGACUUUAUUGAGUCAUACCAUCGGAAAGUCUAGCUUCGUGGGAGUCAGAGUUUUGCCAAAUUUAAUCAUGGUAAACUGAUAAGACUUGCUAUGUUCUUAAUAGCAUUCAAUGAGCAUUAACUUGGUCUGGGAUUAAAGAUAUUUUGUACAUAAAGAUCAUGAAAAGUCUACUUACUAGCAGGCUGGUGUAGUGCACUGGGUUGAGAAUUGUGGAUAGGAUCGCUGUCCUUUGUAAAAAGGACAUGGAUUAAUAAAUAAUGUAACAUAAAAUAAACAGGAGAUUUUAUGGCAAGGAUAGAUAUUUUCCAGUCUGAUUACUUAAGCAAUACUAACGACAAUGGAUUAUAUUAGGAGGUAUAGUAUACUUAGCUAAUCUGGUGUUCUUAUCUGAUUAAUCGAUAUUUCUAAUUAUUAUCCCACUGUCAUGUUUCCUAUUUUGUGAUUGGUUGAAUGCAGGUCACAUGGCAUGAACUAUUCUGUGAUAUUUCCCCCAGAUCAUAUCAUGACCAAAAACCGUCCAAAAAAAUCAAUGUAUAAAAUUAGAAUUUCGCAUCUUAUUUGAGAAAAAUCAGUGUGAUCACUAAUGGGUGAUAACAAGUCCUACACCAGAAUAGUUGAGUAUGUUAUAUUUGAAACUGCUGCUUGAAUCAAACCAGAUAUUCUACUUUAAUAUUGUCAAAUAUCAAAAGUCUCUUCUAGUUUAUGCUUGAUAUUUAGUCAAUUCUAGUUUAUGCACAUGCUUCUAAGGAGUCUUGAAAUUAUCCCGAGGAAGCGUAGUGUAAAUAUUUAUGUAAAAAUUGUACAAUAAUCCACCAUUUUUAAAGUCUCAAUAAUUCUUAAUUUUCGCACCAAGGCCAGGAAUAUUAGUUAAGUCCACAGACAGCCUUUAUUUGUGGACUUUGUCUAAUUUGGUGUUCGUGCAUAAAGGAUCCUAUGGAAUUUAGAAAUGGUGGAUUAGACAGAAUUUUAGUCUCUGGGUUUAAAGAAUCGCACGAUACAGAAAUGUUUGUUAAUGGAUACUGAGUUUUUUCUUCUGUUUAUAGAUUAGUUUUUGACUUGUUAUUAUUUUGAGAGAUGACAUAUAAUAGCAAUAUCUAACUUUUUUAUUAUAUUAAUGUUAAGCGUACAUCACACAGCGCAC